Bombyx mori (domestic silkworm) is the source of this 1298-nucleotide messenger RNA. RefSeq lists its product as uncharacterized. The record is from RefSeq and is a predicted model, not a curated record. NCBI's taxonomy places the organism in Eukaryota, Metazoa, Arthropoda, Insecta, Lepidoptera, Bombycidae. The transcript is spliced from 7 exons. Bases 278 to 916 code for a protein of 212 amino acids.
AUAUUUAAGUACAAGUAUUUCACUGCACUAGUCUACCGCGACCGACUGAAUCAGCGAGUCUUUCCAGAAAUAAAAUAAAAUUGCAUCAGAUUAAUUCAGAUUUCGGUUCCUGUGAAGUUGAAGCUAUACACUAUACAGAAUACGGAUCCUGUAGUGGAAAUCAAUUACGUUUUUACAACAUUAAUUAAUAUUUUGAUACGUUUUUAUAGUUUGGGUGUUUUGCGAGUGCAUUAAAAUAUUCGAAACAGCAAAAGAAGAAUACAAGUUUUGAAGAAAAAUGGACAACGUUACAAAACAGUUGCUGACCGACGUAUUAAAUCUCCGCUGGAUGGAAUUCCUUAAGAAAAUUAUAAAGGAAGCUCGGAUGUUGGAAAAUUAUGAAAUGUCCUACGAAAAUAUCGAAUUAAGCGUCAACUUCAAGUUAAAUGUAGACCAUUUGAACAUAAAUGAUGUGAGUCAUUAUGCGAAGGAUAUAUUGAAAUUCAAUCAUUGCACGUCCGCGACGGAGUUUGAUUUUUCAAUACCAGAAUUUAAUGUGGAUAUCGGUCAAACCAGAGCGGAGCUUGACAUUGGUGGUUUCAAGUUAGCACUAGAGAUAAAUGGACGGAUUUAUUUAAGGAACGUUAAAAUAUCCGGAGCGAUAGGAUUCUUUAUGCGAGAAAAGCAAAUGUACAUAACUUGUGAUGAGUUGAAAAUUAUUCCAGACGUCGUAAAGAGCGACAUGUGUGUAAUACUCUGCGGUGUGGACGUCUCAGAGAAGAUCAACGAUUUCAUUAGAAACAAAGCAGUAAUCGACUUGAUUACGGUAUACCUACAGAAGAUCUUACAAUACACAUUGAAUGGAAUUGAAAUAACAAAGAAAUCUCGCGGUAAGAAGAGCAAAAAAUUGAACCAAAUGACUUUGUAUCUAGAUUAAAAAAAAAUAUCCAAAAAAGGCAAACAUUCAAAGUACACAGUAUUGAAAUGUAUUGUAGAGUUAUAUUCGACGCUUGAAAGGCAAACGUGACUAAGCGACAAUAACUGCUUUGUACAUCAAUGAUAGGCAAUAACCAUAUUCGAUGCGCAAAAAAAUAUAUAUUUCUAGGUCUAUUAAAAUCAUUUCAAUCCUACAACCACUAGUUAGAUUCUACUACAGAUAGAUUCGUUAAAAUAAAUUUUGUUUUCACGUAUUUCAACUUUAAAUUAGUCUAUUGUAAAACUCACGCAUUGUCGCUUAGUCACGUUUGCCUUUCAAACGUCAAUAUAUUAUGUCUUAAAACUAAUACUAAUUAUUGAAAAUAAAUGUUUGAAUUUUGAAA